AAGUCUCACAUCACAUCCCUUUUCUUCCAAGCUAGUUUACUGAGUGUCAUAAACAUGAAAUUAGUUGGGUUAGUAUUGUGCAUUGUGCUGGUGGUGGUUGGCUUUAACGGUCGGUGGUCAGCUGAAGCUGCCACAAACUGUAACCCGAUCCAACUAAGCCCAUGUGCCACUGCAAUCUUAUCGUCCACAGCCCCAUCAGAAGCUUGCUGUGGAAAGAUCAAGGAGCAGCGGCCUUGCCUUUGCAACUACAUCAAGAACCCAAGAUUGCAGAAGUUUAUCAACACUCCAAACGCUAGAAAGGUUGCAGCUACUUGUGGCACCCCUUUCCCCACUUGUUAAUCAGUUAAGAAACCCUCACGCACUUGUCCGUACGUGUUUAGUAUGUGUGUGUGCAUGUGUUUUUAAUUUGUUUGAAGGUUGUUAAGUUCUAAAACAAGGCACUUAUUUUUCUUAGUAGUAUUUGGGAGGGUACUAUGUACGGAAUUGUAUUGUUUUUAUUUGGUUAAUGGUACUAUGUAGUAUGUCUGAAUUAUGAAUAUAUUAAGAACCUGUGUUUACUUUAAA
Messenger RNA from Helianthus annuus (common sunflower), 564 nucleotides. RefSeq names its product non-specific lipid-transfer protein 2. Bases 55 to 339 code for a protein of 94 amino acids. The record is from RefSeq and is a predicted model, not a curated record. Lineage: Eukaryota; Viridiplantae; Streptophyta; Magnoliopsida; Asterales; Asteraceae. Gene Ontology annotation, biological process: lipid transport. The transcript has a single exon.